UUCAACCUUUAAAGUAAUUAUUCAACAAAGUUUUUUCUUCAAAUCGCAAGUCCAUUCUUUAAAAAAACCAACAUACUCAGUGUCUAAAAUACGAAGACGUGAAAAACUACAAUGGAAAUGUUUUGCUGACACGCACGACUGAUAACACAUGUCAACAAAAGUCUAAUCCUUGCAAGCGGCAGUGCGUAGUGUGGAAAGAAUUGGUAAACUUAUUCUUGAACAUCAAUUUGAGUGCUUAUCGUAGUGAUGUUCCGGUGGACAGCACUAGCCAUUUCGCUGGUGAUUUGUGUACAAGCUAAGGACGAUUGGACAGGUCAAUGGUUCCCCAAUGCACCGAAAGCACUUGCCAUGGAGGCAGGUGAAACAGUAAAAACUGUCGACAAUGCGCUACCGGCGGCCGAAGACAAACAAGAAAAACCGUCCCGUGUUGCCAUGGGAAUAGAAAAUCCAGACUGUGAUGAUGCGAAGCACGGUCUGGCGAUAGAUUUCGAUCCGUACAAUGUAACCCACUCCACUGUGUAUAUGUGCCUUGAGCCAAAAGCGGACUACAAAGGCGAUUACAAUAUGGAUGCUGUUAUUACGGAGCACAAUGUACCGCCUGCGUACGUGGCCAAUCAUCGCUGUAUGAACAGCAGCAUAGAAUAUAUGGAAAGGAUUCCCUCUUAUGGAACGCACCGUCCGCUUUGGCCAAAAUAUGGGGAGUAUAAAUAUGUUCCUCCACAGCGAUGGCUGCACAGUAGUGAACACGGUGCAAUAAUUGCUCUCUACCAUCCAUGCGCCAAUAAGCAACAGGUGGAUGAAUUGAAGCGUAUAGUAAAGGCUUGUCUUUACCGUCAUGUGAUAACACCUUCCCAGCUGCCGAGCAAAGACCGUCCGUUUGCACUCGUCACUUGGCACGCAACGCUAGAAUUUUCUGUUCUCGAGCGAACAAUUGUGGAAGCGUUUAUAGAAAAGUACGCACUUAAGGGACCGGAACAGACGCACCGCGAUGGACAAUACGAACACCUGUUACUGGAAGCGGCAAAAGUGGUAUCGACGAUUGAGGACAGUGUGUUGUGCCCGAAGAAACAACGAGACUAAUCUUCUGGUAGCAUUUUAGCUAUGGAAGUUACACAUUCAUUGCUUGCCAUUUGCCAGAUUUUACAAAUCUUUCAAAUCGAUGUACGUUCUAUGUGAUAUCUAUAUUUUAACAUAACGGUGCAAAUGCAGAAACUAAUCUGAAGGGCAGAUCGGGCGAUGAAUACA
Anopheles moucheti is the source of this 1245-nucleotide messenger RNA. RefSeq lists its product as uncharacterized. The record is from RefSeq and is a predicted model, not a curated record. The coding region runs from base 247 to 1080 and encodes 277 amino acids. NCBI's taxonomy places the organism in Eukaryota, Metazoa, Arthropoda, Insecta, Diptera, Culicidae. Gene Ontology annotation, cellular component: cytoplasm. The transcript is spliced from 5 exons.